ACACACCACAUCACCUAAUAAAUAGUGCAUUUGAUGAAUAGGCCCAUUCGAAUUAGCCUCUAAAAGCGGAAUAAUCUCUCAUGCAGGAGACUUGGCACUGGUGUGCGGCUUUAGCAGGUUCCUGAAAUUUAAAAAAUAAAAAAAGAAUCCCUUAUAAAACAUACAAUAGAGUCCACAAAGGCAAAUCUCUUCCUAAAACACCGCUUUGUAUUACAUAUAGAAACAGAGUGAGCUGAGGCGGAGCCAUGCCGAACACAUCUAAGUCCCAGCCACCCAAGAAGCCGGCUCCGGUGGCGCCGCCGUCACCUAGGUCCGCGGGCGGCGGCGUUGGUGGUCAGUGCCUCUGCUCGCCGACGACGCAUCAGGGUUCUUUCCGCUGCCGCUACCACCGGUCGAUGUCGUCCGCGUGGCUUCGAAGGUCAAACUCGAUGCCCUCCGCCGCCUCCAAAUCCUCUUCCGGCGCUACCUCCGCCUCCGCCGCCGAUCCCGAAGCUCAACCAGCUGAAACUCCUUGAUUGCGUAGAUUCCCGCAUAUCUUCCCUCGUAUCUGAUCUUUCUCUUUUUUUGUAAAUUAUCUUAGAAUAUCUUGGUGCAAAAUUAAAAAAUUUAAAAGUUCAUUCCGAUAGGUUUUGCAUACGGUGAUUUGCUUUUUUGAGUUUUUUCCGUAUUGCUUUGCCCUUGCGAUGCUUUCAUGUGAGUAUACGGCGAAGAAGCAGAUUUAAUGUAUUUAAUUAUUUAUUCAUCUUUUUUCUGCAAAAAGGGUGUAUUUGGGUAAUUUUGACAUUCAA
Molecule: messenger RNA, 788 nt
Organism: Dendrobium catenatum
Lineage: Eukaryota; Viridiplantae; Streptophyta; Magnoliopsida; Asparagales; Orchidaceae
Exons: 1
Coding region: 246-515 (89 amino acids)
Source: RefSeq, a predicted model, not a curated record